AUGCCACCACCCCUCUGCCUGCUGCUGCUGCUGCUGCUGCUCCUCGCAGGGGCCGCUGCUGCCCUUCCCCUGGAGGGCAGCCUUGCUGGCCACGACGGCGGGCAUAUGCAGGAAGUGGCAGAAAUAAAGAAAAACAGCCUGUUGACUUUCCUUGCUUGGUGGUACGACGAGUGGACCUCCCAGGGCAGCGGAGCGCCCUUCAUGGGAGAAGCCAGGGAGGUGUCCAGACGGCAGGAAGACCCGCCCCUUCAACGGUCCACGCCCCGAGGUAAAAUGCCCUGCAAGAAUUUCUUUUGGAAGACCUUCUCCUCCUGCAAAUAA
Messenger RNA from Equus caballus (horse), 321 nucleotides. RefSeq names its product centromere protein S (gene CENPS). Lineage: Eukaryota; Metazoa; Chordata; Mammalia; Perissodactyla; Equidae. The record is from RefSeq and is marked inferred. Gene Ontology annotation, molecular function: G protein-coupled receptor binding; neuropeptide hormone activity; protein heterodimerization activity. Gene Ontology annotation, cellular component: FANCM-MHF complex; Fanconi anaemia nuclear complex; extracellular region. Gene Ontology annotation, biological process: replication fork processing; adenylate cyclase-inhibiting G protein-coupled receptor signaling pathway; regulation of cell migration.